Messenger RNA from Penaeus vannamei (Pacific white shrimp), 1248 nucleotides. Lineage: Eukaryota; Metazoa; Arthropoda; Malacostraca; Decapoda; Penaeidae. The record is from RefSeq and is a predicted model, not a curated record.
AUGGGGGGAGCAACGGGGCAGGUACAUAGUACAGAUGUCCCAGGGUCAGAACAAGAGGACCUCUUUCUGCGGAAGCUCAGGCAGUGCUGUGUGGGCUUCGAUUUUCUGGAUCCAGUGGCCGACCUGAGAAGGCAAGAGAUGAAGCGCAGCACACUUAAUGAACUUGUCGAUUACAUCACAGCAGGACGAGGAGUUUUGACUGAGCCAGUGUACCCGGAGAUAAUCCGAAUGAUUGCUUGCAAUCUUUUCCGAACACUUCCCCCUUCGGACAACCCAGACUUCGACCCAGAGGAGGAUGAUCCAACGCUAGAGGCUUCUUGGCCACACCUGCAGCUGGUCUAUGAGUUCUUCCUACGUUUCUUAGAGAGUCCAGACUUUCAACCUGCGAUUGGCAAGAGAGUAAUAGAUCAGAAAUUCGUUUUACAGCUUUUGGAAUUAUUUGACAGUGAAGAUCCCCGAGAAAGAGAUUUUCUCAAGACUGUUCUUCACAGGAUAUAUGGCAAAUUUUUGGGUCUUAGAGCAUUCAUCAGAAAACAGAUAAACAAUAUUUUCCUUAGGUUUGUAUAUGAAACGGAACAUUUUAAUGGUGUUGGAGAGCUACUAGAAAUAUUGGGAAGUAUAAUUAAUGGUUUUGCUUUGCCAUUAAAAGCAGAGCAUAAGCAGUUUUUGAUCAAGGUGCUGAUCCCACUGCACAAAGUCAAAUGUUUAAGCCUGUACCAUGCCCAGCUGGCCUACUGUGUGGUACAGUUCCUUGAGAAGGACCCCACCCUUACUGAACCUGUUAUUAAGGGCCUACUCAAAUUCUGGCCCAAAACAUGUAGUCAGAAAGAGGUAAUGUUUUUAGGUGAGAUUGAAGAAAUUCUCGAUGUGAUAGAGCCGUCACAAUUUGUAAAGAUCCAAGAGCCACUAUUCAAACAGAUAGCCAAGUGUGUUUCCAGUCCUCAUUUCCAGGUUGCGGAGAGGGCAUUGUACUUCUGGAACAACGAGUAUAUCAUGAGCCUCAUUGAGGAGAACUCGAAUGUGAUCCUGCCUAUAAUGUUCCCAGCAUUAUACAGAAUUAGCAAGGAACACUGGAACCAGACCAUUGUUGCACUAGUUUAUAAUGUGCUCAAAACGUUUAUGGAAAUGAACAGUAAGCUGUUUGAUGAACUUACAGCUUCUUAUAAGGCAGAGAGGCAAAGGUUAGGAAUACCUUUUGGUUUUGUAUUUGUACAUUUUAGCCAAAAUAUUUGAGGAACAUACAUUCAU